AUGCUGAGAAAUGGAGAUGUUGAGAUAGAAUUUGAAUAUGUGUUGACAAUGUUUUAUACUUCCAUGCCUAUUUUGACAGCUCUACAUGGAGGUAAUGGUGUCCUAAAGCUGUUCCCUUGGACUAAGGAUUUUACUCCUUCUACCCUAAAGCAGACAUCUGCUCAGGUGUGGAUAAGGAUCCAUGGUCUCUCCCAAGAGUACUGGAGACCACGCAUCCUCUUUACAAUAGCAAGCAGCAUAGGUACGCCUAUUUGUAUUGAUUCUGCAUCCACUAAAUCGGUUUUUGAUAGACCUUUUGGGCAUUAUGUUCGUGUGCUUGUUGACCUGGACCUUACGAAGGAUCUGAGCUAUAAGAUUCUUGUGGAGAGGGUAGGGUUUGCUUUCUUUGUUGAUAUUGACUAUGAAAAGAUUCCGGCGUUUUGUAAUUUUUGUAAAUGCAUUGGGCAUUCUCUCGACAACUGCAAAAGAAAGGAUCUUACCUUAGGUAAAGACAAGGAAAACAUACAAAGACAAGAGAAACAUAUUUACAUCCCUACAGGGAAGAAACUUAGCACAGGUGAGAACUCCAAAAGCAAUCCGGAAUCCCAGGUGGCUAUGGGGGAUAAUGGAGCGAGGCCUGCACCUAUUUCAACUCCUAUUAUUGACUGCAACACAGAGGUUCCUCCAGAUAGCUCUAAUGAUAGAAAUGAAGACUGUAAUACCGAUCCUAUAUUAGUUCCUGUUCUCUCUGGUGCUACUCACAGGCUCUCUGCAGAUAGGGAGGAAUCCUCUGAUGGGGAGUUUGUUGAUGCUACACAGAUGGUGAAUUUUGUUCCAGAAACACAAUUAGAUGAAAGAUUUAAGAACCAAGUCACAAAUUUUCUUCAUGAGUCUUGGAAUAACAUGGCUGAUUUGGAUGACCCCGGGGUGGACUUGUUUCAGCAAUAA
This is a messenger RNA of Vicia villosa (hairy vetch), 927 nucleotides long. RefSeq lists its product as uncharacterized. Bases 1 to 927 code for a protein of 308 amino acids. The transcript has 2 exons. The record is from RefSeq and is a predicted model, not a curated record. Lineage: Eukaryota; Viridiplantae; Streptophyta; Magnoliopsida; Fabales; Fabaceae.